AUGAAACCCCACAGUCGCUGUACAACAAACCCUAACAUGAAAGAAGAACCUGCUCCCCUUGGUCUCACCUCCAUAAUCCCUCCUCCCAUGCCAAGAAGCCAAACACAACAUGAUACCGAUGAACAUUUUACCCUCCUCACUCCAGAAUUAAAUAACCCCAUCCGCCCGACUCCUACACUCUACCUACCGCCCCAUAUUUGGGGAGAAAAUUGCAGCAAAAUUGUCCCACAGAGCACAUUUGGCACCCGAACACGCUCAACCUCCCAAAUACAUAUACGCAAGUGACUAACAACCAGUGCUUCUGCUUUCGAAUGUAAAUGUGACUGUAAUCUCCCCAACAUGUACUUAUUCCCUUCUAUUUAUUCUGUACCCCCUGUUCUCAUCAAACCAAACGAUGCAAACGCUACAAAUAAAGAAUUUAUUUAAAAAUAAAAACAAAAAAAAGGGCAAGCGAAAAAAAAGAUCUGGGUGUCUAUACAAUAUGAUGUGUAAUGUACUUAAAUUAAAUAUAAUAUUGGCAGAAUAUUUCUGAUGUGCCUAUUGUACAUAUAUUAUUGUCGUAAUGCUUAAUGAAUUGAUUUAUUCUUUAACAGAAAUAGAGAACAAGUUGCUGUUAUCAAUACAUCUUAAUACUCCUGCAACAGUUGGCAAAGCAAAUGGCUCUCAGAUACGGAUAUAUUUUGACUCUUUACUGGAUAUUCAAGAUGCUGUCAUGAAGAUCUUUGGGUCUACUAAAUUGAAGGUAAUGUUUCCUUUUUGGUUCUCCGUGUACAAACAUGAUUACACCUAAUUUCAAUGUGUCCCAGAAAUGAAUGGAUAUUAAAUAGAUCAUGUAACUGGACUCAAAGCAUUUGAGUGCUUUACAAUUCUGUUGGGCACUUUUUUUCCCCCCAUGUCUCAAUUUUUAUUGUUUUUUUUCAGUGAAGACAUAAUAACAAAGUAACAAAGUGCUUCAGUAUUCAAAUAACAGUCCGCUCUUGCAUGUUAACCAUUAAAAUAAAGUAAUGUUGCAAACAUUGAGAAAACAGUAAACUCACAUAUACACAGGUACAAGUUAGAGUUAAGACUUCACUAAGCACCAGAGGAAGAAAACGCUUGCACUUUAACUGCUGAUCUCGACAUAGAAAAGUGUCUGCCAAUCUGUGUGUUAGUGUGUAACAUGCAUCCUAAUUGCAUGACCUCAUCAUCUGGAAUCCUCUCUGCCUGCAGGGAUUCACCAAGAAGAAUUGCAGCUCGGUUGCAAAGACUGCUGUACGUAUUAUCUUUGAGGAAAGUGGAUCUCAGGUAACAUGAAACAAAAUUCAGUAAAUGUAACAUUACACCUACUGUUACACCCCAGCAAAAUACUCGCCGAGAGCAAGUUAAACGUGUAUAUUUAUAGCAAAACCAAACAAUUUGUUAUAGAAAAGUAACACAGUAUCAUAUUCAUAUCGUCAGAUCUAUAUGAUGUGCAGUCUGUGUAUACCAGCUAUUAGAACAUAAUCAUCCAGCUUCAUAGCAAGUGAGACUGACAGGGGAGGAAAUAAAUAUUAUAUUAGAACAGGGUUGCACAUAGAUAACUGAUGAAUGUAAUAUAUUCUGUUAGAACAGCUUCAUUCUUUGUAAUGCAAUAUUACCCUGCAGCCAUAGGGUUCAUGUGUCUUUCAAUGGAACAUCUUUAUAACUAUCCACACGCACAGUAUUCUUUUUAUUUAUCUUAUUAUUUACUGGCAGGAAGUUGUACAUUGCAGAGCUUCACUGCUAGUAGAGUGUGGAUUCCUGAAACUUGUUUUUCUAUUACAAUUGUUCAGUGUCUCCGUGAUAAAUAUGUAAACCAACUACUCUUGAAAGGUUUUAGUCAUUAAGUAUAGAGAACUGGUUCCUGGUAGACCAGGAACCAAGAAAUUGAAAGGUGGUUAAAUGUAAAGGUGGAGGAGAUUAGAGAUUAGAGAGCACUGAAGCUGUCAUUUCAGUAUUAAUUGUGGUGUUCUGCAGAAUAGGUGUUGCUUUAUUCUCGAUAUAGCAAUAUCUUGGUCCCUCCAUGUAUUCUUCAGAUUGUGAUUCCUGAGAGCCAGGACUCAUCCUUAUCUUUGAAGUGUAAAGAAGUGAGCGAUGGGGCGGAAGCCAGACUAAAAAAUCCAUGUCUGUUGACCGCAAGCGUUAAUCGACAUAAUGAAGAUGUGGGUGAUACAAAUGAUCAUUCCAAGGCUAGUAUAAUCCUCAAUGCAGUAUACUAAAGAUGUGACUAUAUAUUGUAAGCACUGAUUUACAGUUACAGUUAAACUCUGUAUUAUUUUACCAUGAGCUUCAGUUUGCAUUCAAGUUGUGAUUUGGAAACACUUUCCUUUAAACCUGCAGGAUACAUCUGUAGAUUUGUGACUAAAACCUGCUAGUGUCUGAGACAGUUUAAGCCUUAUUUAAACCUAUCAGAAACUAUUUCAGUUUAAAAUUAUUUUUAAAAAGCAAAUGUUUUUACUUUGUCAGGAUUUGAAAAGUAGCUAUAACCAGUGUUUUCUGAUUGAUUCAAUGUCAGCCGCUGUUACAAUGAUGUAGGAUUAGUGCUGCUGUUUAUAAAGCUACGGCUUUGUGGGUUCAGGAUUUGGACUAAAGAUGAAGAUGUCAGAUUUUAAGGGUUAGGAGUUUAAGUUUACAUUUAUCCCCACUAAGUCAUUGAUCGUACCUAUGUGCUCCAUAUUUCCUUGGUUAUGCCACAUCUUGCCCCGUGGUUUGGGUAUUUCAUAAGCCAUAACUACAAACUGUGAUUUAUAUGGAGUUAGUUGCAGAUACAAAAUUCAUGCAUUUACUGUGGUGUUUUUAUGAAAAAGUGACUUGUUUUAUUUUUCAGCUAGUUACUCCCAUUAAAAAGAAAGUUUCGGAAGCAAGAAUGAUCAUCCCUGUUUUGGGGGUUUACAAACUAACAAACCCACCUACAGCAGCUAACACACGUGAGUUGCACCCUUCGUUUCACUUGUCCUGCCAAAGCUAAAUCUAAUAUUAUAAUAGUGCUUGAAAAUACAUGUUCCUAAUUUUCUUGAUCACUUAUCCAAAUCUUUACUGUGUGCUCAUACUGACACCGCCCUCUAAUGUCACUGUUCCUGAGAAUACCUAGCGAUCAAUUCUAUACCCAGCUUGGAAUUUUGGAUUCAAACCUCAUCACCUAAUGGCAUUAGGUGUUGACCCUCACGUCUGUCAGUCUGUUCCUUUUUCACUUGCUUUAAAUGCGCUUCCAAAGAGAUAGUGAUGGCUUCUCAUCAGGGACUAUUGGAUUCAGUGCUUCUCUGUGAGAAGCAUUUUAUUGGUCAAGAGAAUGGCAAUUGCUGCUUAUGCAACUCAGGGCCCCAGUUCUCCUUUAUUAAAAGCAUUGAAGAGAUCUUUGGUGUUGAGGAUUUAAUUGAGGGCAAAGUGGAGACAGUCUUGGGGGGUCCCUCAGUCUACACCAAAAAAGGAAUACUGUAACAGAAGGAAAUUUUUUAUUUAUUUUGGAUUCCUUUAAAACACUCAGUUACUGUAAUGUUUUCAGGUAAUUCAUUAUAAAUAUAAUCAAUAAAUUAUACAUAGAUAGAUAGAUACAGAUAUACAAACAGGCAUAAAAAAAACCACAAAAAAAAAACCCCAGAAAAAGGAAGUCCAUCCCUGAGCCGAAAUGCAUCAUAUUGGGAUACUGCUGAAAUUUGCAUGUUUUAUUCACAACAUAAGAGGGAGCUAGAGCACUUUGCAUACACAAGCCAUACAGAUCCUGUUUGUAAUUCAAGAUUUACACAUUUUGCGCAAACUGAUAAUCUAUAGUCAAUGUUCCUCUGCCAAAUAUAGAUUUAGUCCUUUGUUUUAUUUAAUGUAUUUUAUUUUUUUUAUAUUUCUUUUCAGCAUUACGGCAUAAAGGGAGAGUAAAACCACGUUUAGAAAUGAUCAGCUCUGCAGAGAGAAGCACUGGAUCCACAUCUUCAACAUAUAAAAAAGUUAGCCAGCCAAUCACCACAAUAGAAAAUGUUUCAUUUCAGAAAGUAUGUUAUAAGUAAAAAAAACAAAACAUUAUCUGUGUUUAGGUUGAAUCAGGAGCUAAACAUUAUUUUGUUGGCAUGGUUUUUUUGUUUGUUUGUUUUUUUAGAUGAAACUUGGUAAUGAUUUUGAAAUUAUGAAAAUGGAUGAAUCAUUGAGAAGUCCCGGUAAUUACCAGUAUUAUUAAAUUGUUUUUUUAAGUUUGAAAUAUAAAGCAUAAAGUGAUAACCAGAGUCAAUGAUUUCUAAUUGCAGAAGAGAAAGCUGAGAUUGUGCUGGACACUCAGCCUGUAAGCAGGAUGGAACCAAACGUGUAUGUAGCUUGUUGUUAUAUUCAUUGUACAAUGUGUGCCAUUAUGGUAUGGCAUCUCAGGAAAUAGUCUGGUAACAAUAUGUCUGAGUGUAGCUGAUUGUCUUUGCUGCUGGAUGUGGAAAUGAUACUGUUAAAUAUACAAUGUGUACCUGUUAAGCCAAGCUUGACUUGGAGUCACUUUGAUAGCUGUACUGGAAGGACAUGUAUAGGUGCAACAUUAUUCCAACCACUCCUUCUCUGGGAUAGAUAUAAACACUACAAAUGUAAAGUAACAAGUAUGAUGACCACCCACUGGCACAUUAGCCCCCACAACUCCAGGCAUGUGCCUGCACACUUUAAGAUGUGGUUGGCUACAUGCCUAAUUUUCUUUACUCCAUGUUUGAGAUGAACAUAGAAACAUAUAAUGUGACGGCAGAUAAGAACCAUUCGGCCCAUCUAGUCUGCCCAAUUUUCUAAAUACUUUCAUUAGUCCCUGGCCCUAUCUAAUAGCUAGGAUAGCCUUAUGCCCAUCUCACGCAUGCUUAAACUUCCUCACUGUGUUAACCUCUAUCACUUCAGCUGGAAGGCUAUUCCAUGCAUCCACUACGCUCUCAGUAAAGUAAUACUUUAAAGUAAUGAUAUUAUUUUUAAACCUUUGCCCCUCUAAUUUAAGACUAUGUCCUCUUGUUGUGGUCGUUUUUCUUCUUUUAAGUAUAGUCUCCUCCUUUACUGUGUUGAUUCCCUUUAUGUAUUUAAAUGUUUCUAUUAUAUCCCCCCGUCUCGUCUUUCCUCCAAGCUAUACAUGUUAAGAUCCUUUAACCUUUCCAGGUAAGUUUUAUCCUGCAAGCCAUAAACCAGUUUAGUAGCCCUUCUCUGAACUGGUCUCCAGUACUGUGUACAAUACUCCAAGUGAGGUCUCACCAGUGUUCUGUACAAUGGCAUGAGCACUUCCCUCUUUCUCCUGCUAAUACCUCUCCCUAUACAACCAAGCAUUAUGCUAGCAUUUCCUGCUGUUCUAUUACAUUGUCUGCCUACCUUUAAGUUAUCUGAAAUAAUUACCCCUACAUCCCUUUCCUCAGAUGUUAUCAAAUAUUCUGUACUCUGCCCUUGGGUUUUUACGUCGAAGAUGCAUUAUCUUAUCCCCAUUAAAUGUCAGCUGCCACAACUCUGACCAUUUUUCUAGUUUAUCUAAAUCAUUUGCCAUUUGGAUUAUCCCUUCUGGAACAUCAACCCUGUUACAUAUCUUAGUAUCAUCAGUAGUGAUGUCCCGAACGGUUCGCCGAGGACUCAUCAUUGAGUAAACUUUGACCCUGUACCUCACAGUCAGCAGACACAUUCCAGCCAAUCAGCAGCCGACUCUCCCUCCCAGACCCUCCCACCUCCUGGACAGCUCACUAAGAAUGCAGCUUCAAAAUGGAUGCUGUCCAGGAGGUGGGAGGGUCUGGGAGGGAGGGUCUGCUGCUGAUUGGCUGGAAUGUGUCUGCUGACUGUGAGGUACAGGGUCAAAGUUUACUCAAUGAUGAGUCUGCGGCGAACCGUUCGGGACAUCACUAAUCAUCAGCAAAAAGAUAUACCUUACCAUCAUGACCUUCUGCAAUAUCACUAAUAAAAAUAUUAGAGAGAAUGGGUCCAAGUACAGAUCCUGAGGUACCCCACUGGUGACAAGUCCAUGCUUCAAAUAUUCUCCAUUGACUACAACCCUCUGUUGCCUGUCACUCAGCCACUGCCUUACCCAUUCAACAAUAUUGGAAUCCAAACGUAAAGAUUGCAGUUUAUUGAUAAGCCUUCUAUGUGCAACAGUGUCAAAAGCUUUCUGAAAUCUAGGUAAGGAAUGUCUACUGCACCACCCAUAUCUAAUAUUUUAGUUACCCAAUCAAAAAAAUCUAUAAGAUUAGUUUGGCAUGAUCUCCCUGAAGUAAACCUAUGUUGUCUCUGAUCUUGAAAUCCAUGUGAUUUUAGAUGUUCAACAAACCUAUCCUUUAACAUGGUUUCCAUUACUUCCCCACUACUGGAGUAAGGCUAAUUGACCUAUAGUUGCCCAACUCCUCCCUACUACCUUUCUUGUAAAUGGACACAACAAUCGCUAACUUCCAAUCUUCUGGGACUACUCCUGUUAAUGAUUGGUUAAAUAAAUCUGUUAAUGGUUUUGCUAGUACACCACUAAGCUCUUUUAAUAACUUUGGGUGUAUUCCAUCAGGCCCAUUGACUUAUUUGUCUUUACUUUUGACAAUUGAAAUAGAACAUCUUCCUCUGUAAACUCACAUGUAACAAAUUACUAAUUUGUCCUUUUUCCCAACUGAGGCCCCUUUCCUUAAUUUUCAUCUGUAAAUACUGAACAAAAAUAUUCAUUGAAGCAGUCAACUAGACCUUUAUCCUCUUCUACAUACCUUCCUUCUUUUGCUUUUAAUCUAGCUAAUCCUUGUUUUACUUUCCUUUUCUCUUUUAUGUAACUAAAAAAAGCUUUGUCCCCUUUUUUAACAGACUGUGCUAUUUUCUCUUCUGUGUGUGAUUUGGAAGCUUUUAGAACUUGCUUAGCUUCUUUCUACCUAAUCUUAUAGAUCUGCCUAUCUUCCUCACUCUGUGUUUUUUUAUAUAUAUAAUUACUAAAUGCUAACUUUUAGUUUUUUACUAUUUUGGCCACAUCUGCGGAGUACCACAGCGGUUUCUUAUUUUUUUUGCUUUUACUGACAAGCCUAAUGCAAUUUUCUGUUGCGUUCAGCAUUGCAACUUUUAAAUAAUCCCAUUUCUCUUGGAAUCCAUUUAAACUGCUCCAGUCUGAUAAUGACGCCUUUACACAUAUUCUAAUUUUAGAAAAGUCUGUUUUUCUAAAGUCUAAAACUUUUGUUUUUGUGGGGUGUGACUCAGUCACUGUUCUUAUAUUAAACCACACUGACUGACUGAUCACUGGAUCUUAAACUUUCACCUACAGUAAUAUCUGACACCAAAUCUCCAUUUGUUAACACUAAAUCUAGUAUGGCCUCUUUACGAGUCGCCUCCUCAACGACUUGUUUUAGAGACAUUCCCAGUAGGGAUUUUAGAAUAUGUGUGCUCCUGGCACAAGCAGCUAUUUUAGUUUUCCAGUUUACAUCAGGAAGAUUAAAGUCACCCAUGACGGUAACUUCCCCCUUCAUUGUCAUUUUAGCUAUUUUCUCAACUAGUAGAUUAUCUAACUCUUCUAUUUGUCCUGCGCGCUUAUAAAGCACACCUACACAAGUUAGUGUGAUUACCAAAUUCUAACGCAACCCAAACGGACUCUAUAUUCGCUCCACGCACUUUUAUUAGGCUAGAUUUUAUGCUAUCCUUCACAUACAGGGCCACCCCUCCCCCUUUCUUUCCCUCAGUGUCUUUUCUAUAUAAAGAGUACCCCGGUAUUGCUAUGUACCGGUCAUUUUUCUCAUUAUACCAUGUCUGAUUAACAGCCACUAAAUCUACAUUAUCAGUUGCCUUUAUUGCCACAAGUUUGGGGAUCUUAUACCCUAAACCGUGGGUAUUUGUAGACAUGACUGUAAACGUAUAAUUUUUUAACACACUUGCUACAGGCACCUUCUCUUCUUGUUUUGGGGGGCAAUUGGAUUGAUGUUUUAUGACCCUUUUGCCCCCCCCUCCCACCCCAUAGUUUAAAUACAUCCUAGCAAAACCUCUGAACUGUUCACUGAGAACAUUUGUUCCCUUUUGAGAAAGAUGCAAACCAUCUUUUUUGUACAGUUUAUUUCCAUUCCAAACUGAGCUACCAUGAGAAAUUAAGCCAAAUCGACACCAUUCACCAAGCCACAAAUUAAAGUCCCUAAUACGCAUCCGUCUGAGUGUUAUGCACAGGCAGAACUUCAAAGAAUGACAGUGUAGAAGCAACCUGCUGUAUAUCAUUGGCAAAAACACAAAAAACAUCCUUUACCUCUGAAACCUCAUUGCAAGCCAAGUAAUUUGUCCCAAGAUGGACAAGUACAUCCAAUUCCCCCUCCUGCUUUGCUUGCUUAACAAUAUUACAAAGACGUCUCACAAGACCGCUAUUGUCCAGCUCCACACCUCUUAUGAUAGAAUCCCCCAACAACAACUGCUUUCUAUCAGGCCUCACCAUAGUCUCCAAGCCUGUCUCCAUAAUACCACUACACUCUGUGCCUGAACUUGUCUCCACAACACCACUACACUCAGUGCCUGUGCCUGUCUCCACAACAUCACUACACUCUGUGCCUGAGCCUGUCUUCACAACACCAUUACAUUCGGUGCCUGAACCUGUCUCCACAACACAACUACACCCAGUGUCUGAGCUUGGCAACGGAAAUAAACAAUUUAUUACAUCUAAAAAGCAAAUUAAAGAUAACAUGUACAAUAACAAUAAGUAUACCAUCAUCUAAAGAGAACAAAACAAUAAAAUGUGAGAGGGAAAAUAUUCACCUUCUGUCUUAAUAAAAUUAAGAUUAUAGGGAGUGGGGCAUGAGCUGCAUUUCGAGUGAGCUCCUCCUUAGCUCUUGAACUACUCGAGUUUUACAGCUGCCUGAACCAAUAUUUCAUGCCCAACAGAGACUUAUCUCCACCUGCAGCUGAUCAGUUGAUGCUGAUGCGGGGGGAGGGGGAGAGGCACUGUGUCUGCUGAUAUUUGCCCCGGAGGAUAUAGUGCGGCCCAGCGGAUGUUUAGGUCCUCGCAAGUUCCUCGCAUUGUGAAGUGAGGCCUGGGGGGUCUCCUUGCAAGCAACUUGCCUAUCACACUGCUAUUUGGCAAGCCAACUUCAAGCCUACCUGUGCGUAGAGCCUACCUGGGAUUUAACCCAACACUCCAGCCAUACAAGCAGAAAGUGCCCAAGCCAUAACCAACAACACUAUAUCAAGCCUGAAAAUGCCUUCUGCUUUCCCCCGGAUUGGGAAAACAUGGUCUUGCAGAGCUCCCAAGUUCAUGGCACAGGAGUGCAAGCUCUCGAUUACCAUAUCUUGGCCCCACAAUACCACCUGCAGAAAUAGCCUGAGCUUAGAUGGCAGAUGUAUUCCCAAUCAGGGCAUUGCCUGACAAUCUAACGUGCUUGCAUAAAGCAUGUCUUAGAUGCAGACCCCCUUUGGCUAGCCUCCAUUGGGGCGAUUGGACGUCCCAGCGGAUCACAAGCCUUGUAACUAAACAACAUGUCUAGCAUAGAUUGUCAAGCUAAAAACAUGUCUUAUCUCUUGAUAUUUGCAUCAUGAUAUUUGUUUUUGUUUUGUUUUUCAGUUCUUUUAUUCUGUCAGCAAUACAAAUGUUUAUUUUCUGUGAUAUCCAAUAACCUACUUUGGAAUUCUGUUAUAGAUAUAAUCAUUUACAAUUUACAUGUCUAGCUGUCUCAUCACACCACCGUGCUACUCUUUUGUUCUGCUAACUGGAUUUACAUAUGUAUCAUGACUGUUCGGACUACUACUUUGACAUGGCUAGUAUAGCCUGUUAUGACUUUUAUUAUUUUACAAAAAAAUAGUGCCGUAUUCUUGGCAACUUUAGCAAUUUCUUGCAUCGUUUCAUAUCAAGUAUGCUAUUGCUGAAAUGUCUAUAUCAGCUUGUAUUUUCCUCUUUGCACUAAAAAAUAAAGAAUGCCAAUAAAUAAAUAAAAUUAAGUUUAUAGAUGCACUAUAGCUGGCAUAAUCUACAUUAGUCUCAUUGAUUGUUAAAGUUCACCCUUUAUAAUAAGCACAGAAAAGUUUGGUGCGAUAUAAAUACCAAUAAUGUCACAGGCUUUCAUCAAAGUGUAGAAAUCAGGGCCAGUGCCAAGAAUUUUAACGUCCCCGCAUGAGAGAGUUCUCUUGUGUCACAAAUGUAUUCACUAAACUUCAUAAGGAAACAUUCCACUGAUUUAUUUUAACAAUUUAGUAGAUACACCCCCAAAGCCCUGCAAGCCCUCCAAUCAGAAGCUUCUCAAUGAGAAUCCAUUUUGCUGGAAUCGCAAGUGUGCGCAUGCACACUGAAUCACAGCUUUCCUAUAUUUUCCACUGAGCUAUAGUUCAUCUCAUUGGGAAAGGGGGAAGGCAGGUGAGAGUACAGCACUUCUGCCUCUUCUGUUAGCUCUGUUUAGCUAAAGGAAGUGAAUGAAAUUCUUCCUAGCUGUGUGACAGGCAGGGAGGUGUCUUAGCCCCCAGAUAUAAAAGGCCUGAAUUCUAUUGAAAUCAGUCCUUUUAUAAACUGUCAAGAAAAUGGCAAACGCCAGGCAUAUAAAGCACUUCAGCAAGCUGAAAUACUUUGUGUGUGUGUGGAGUAUUCCUCUCUUAGCAAACUUCCUUAUACAUACACAUACGAACAACCAAACUGCCUUAUACAUACACACAGGUACACUGCAAAAUACUUACACACAGAAAGUGCCUUACAAAUACAUGCACACAAACUGCCUAAUACGCACAUACAUACACCAACACAUACAAUCUGCCUCAUGCACUUACAAAACUGCCUCACAGACACACACAAACUACCUCAUCCUCACACAAACUGCUUAAUACAUACACUGCCUCACACACACACUGCUUUAUAGAUGCAUACUCACAGAACGCCAAAUACACACAUUAACACUUAUAACUAUUACAUAAAUAAUGAUAAAUCAUAAAUGUAAUACAUCCACCAACACACAAACUGCCACACACACACACACACACACACACAAAAUGCUUUAUAGAUACACACGGGUAUUGAUUAUUUAUUUAUAUUCUACUUGUUAAAGGGACUAAAGUAGACCAAUACACAGUGCACACUGACACUCUCUAACACUGACCAUACACAACCAUACUGCACACAGACACACACUGACUUAUACACACAAACGUCACAUUCUCUGACACUCACACACAGCACAGAUUUCCAGCAGUAGCCUGUCCCAUGCUCAAUCUGCCCUUAUAUUGUAACAAAAGGAUCAGCGCUAAGAACGACCACAGAAAAUAUAAUAUAUUUUAAUAGGCUGCACACCUACAAACAGAAAGGGGUUCCCUCUUAAUACCCCACAAUAUGUAAUGGAAAAGAAGGAAAGGAGAGAAGGUUGCUCCUUAAUAAAAUGAAAUGUACCAAAGUUAAAAUUACAGAAAUAUUAUAUAUAGUGAAACAAGUGUGGUCCAAAUACAAUGGUAUAUAGAUGGUAGAUAAAGUCUUGAAGGGAACAACCAGACUGGACAAAAUCAGGGAUUCUUGGAGGUAGAGUGAUUGUAAUUCCAGAAGUGCAUGGAAAACAUAAAAGAGAGAACUUUUAUGGUACUAUAUAGUAUAAGAUAUAUGUUUAAAAAAUGUAUAUAGAGUCAGUUCUACUCACAUUUACCAGAGCUAUAACCAGCUCUGGUAUGUUUAGCGUGAGGUGGAAAGAUCCCCACUUCUGGGAAAUAUGUGAUAGAUAAAUUCUUCAGAUGUUUAUGCAAUGACAGAGGUUCCAAACUGAGAUAAUAAAAAUGGCAAAUAUAGUGCUCACUGUAGAAAUAAGACCAUAAGAUGAUAUACAGUAUAGGAUAUGUACUCACAUUUGUUUGAGCACGCUUACUGCUCGAUCGAUAGCGCACUGGUGGUAUUAUCCCCACCUAAGAUUCUUUAGUCCUCUUUGAGAUGAUAAAUCAGGAUGCCAAAUUUGGUUAUUCUAAAUAUCUAUAUAAUUUGUAUCUGCCUAUAGAUUGCUCAGUCUCUCAGGGAGCUUUUUGACUGAACAGAAACACGACUUGGGCAGGAAGAAGCCUAGAUGUGAGAAGGCCAAAUUCAGUGUAUCUGAAGAACUUGUUUGCAAUCAAGGUAAGUGACUCAUGUAACCCUUUCCAGCCCAGUUUCAUAUGUGGUUCUACUGCACAACCCCAUAAAAUCCCAGACUAGCACACUUUCUGUAUUACACAUUAAUCCAAAGACCUUUAUGAGUGUGCAUCGUCCCAUGUUUCUGUGAUUGGACAAUUCAUGUUUUUUACACCCAUUUUUCUGCCUGCCCCGUUUUUUUUCCCUACCAUUUGCAUGUGUGCGUGCAAAUAUUUUAUUGAUAAAUAUUGAUUUUACAUAAACCGGUAAAAAUGUUUUUGUUUUAUUUUAAAUACUCAGUGAAGGAGAGAUUCCUUAUUACAGUCAGUUAUUCCUUGGAUCUGUUUUAAUCUAAGAUCUUUUUUGUUUUUAUCCAAGUUAAAUUGCAAUGUUAUAUGUUAUGUUCUCAUGUGUUCAUAGGUGUAGGCAGCAUUGUGUUCAAACCGCACUCCUCGAGUUCAGUGUCUGAGAGAAGGCAAUUUCUGAAGCAACCAGUAAAAGCCACUCAGAAGUUACAUCCCAAGGCUGAGGGUCAUAAAUAUCCAAACCAAAAUCCCAGAUCAGACUGUGUUUCCUAUAAUGUAGAAAGAAGUGCUGAAAUAAAAAAGUAUGGAAACGAGCAGUCCUUACAGCCUGAAACAUCAGUAAAAAACAGCAACUGUAGCAGAACCAAUGGACUAUCCAGGAUUGAUGCCCAAAAUGCCAGUUUAUUGAAAAGCAUUGGAAAGGACAGCGACAAAAAGGAGGCAUCGCAGCUGCAUGGAUCAAAGCAGUCAGGACUUCCUCCAGUCCAGUCUGAAAAAGAAAAGGUAACUUAUUAUUAUUGCCAUUUAUCUAGCGCCAACAGCGCUUUACAAUAUUAUGAGAGGGGGAUUUACCAAAAAUGGGACAAUUACAAAUAAACUUACGGGAACAAUAGGUUGAAGAGGACCCUGCUCAAUCGAGCUUACAUUCUAUAGAAGGUGGGUUGUAAAACACAUUAGGACAGGAAUUUGCAGUCAAAUAAGGUGGGCUGCCCUUUAGGAGAGAGCAAGAGACAGGUAUGUAAGGUAUAGGUUAGUCUAGGAGGCUAUAAGCUGUCCUAAAGAGAUGGGUUUUAUGGCACUUCUUAAAAGAUGCAAGACUAGGAGAGAGCCUGAUGGCGGUAGGCAGGCUAUUCCAUAUGAUGGGAGCUGCCCACGAGAAGUCCUGCAAGCGUGAGUUGGCCGUACGGGUGCGGACAACAGACAGGAGGUCGUCACAGGCAGAGCGGAGAGACCGAGAAGGGACAUACCUAUGGAUCUGUGAGGAGAUAUUAGGGGCUAGAGUUGUUCAGUGGUUUAUAGGUGUGAAUUAGUACCUUGAAUUGACUCCUAUAGGAUACAGGAAGCCAAUAUAAGGACUGGCAGAGGGGUUAGGUGUGAGAGAAACGACUAGAGAGGAAAAUCAAUGUGGCAGCAGCGUUCUUUACGGACUGUAGCAGUGCAGUACGGCUUUUGGGAAGACCAAUCAAGAGAGCGUUACGAUAAUCCAUGCAGGAAAUUACUAGAGCAUGGACAUUGGUAGCAUCUGGUGCAAGAAAGGGGCGGAUGCGGGCUAUGUUUUUAAAAUGGAAUCUACAGGAUUUGGCAACAUGCUGGAUGUGAGGCCAGAAUCAUGUAUGAUGCCAAGACAGCGCGCUUGGAAGGAUGGACUGAUGUGGUUACCACAAACGUGAAGGGAGAGCGAAAGAGGCGGAUCAGUAUUAGGAGGAGGAAAGACAAGAAGCUCAGUUUUAGAGAGAUUGAGUUUCAGAAAGCGGGAGGACAUCCAGUCAGAGAUGGAAGAAAGGCAAGCAGUGACAUGUUGCAGGACGGCAGGGGAGAGGUCCGGGGAGGAGAGAUAUAACUGGGUGUCAUGAUAAGAGGUGGUGAUCAGAGAGAGGAAAUGGAGUGUUGCAGAUAUUAGAUACUGUACAUGCAUAAGUGAAGAUUAGGUAAAGGGUAUUGCCCGCUACAUGGGUGGGAGACUUAGCCCACUGUGAUAGCCCGAGGGAGGAAGUAAUUGAAAGUAGUUUAGAGGCUGCAGAGGUCAAAAGUGGGUUAAUAGGAAUAUUGCAGUCUUAUUAGUGCUUAUUAGUGGCUUUUUCUCAGUUUGUGUUAGUCAGGAAAUGAUUGCAAAUGACAUCCAAAUAUACUCUUUUCCAAAUGUAGCAAAUAGCAAUUAAAAAUGCCAGGCUGCUGAUAAUUGAUUUAAAAUUUAGUUUUCAUUUGUAUUAAGCUAAACUAAACCUCAUUUAUUGAAUAAACUAUACUGCAUAGUUAGCAAGCCACAAAUGCUAAAUGCUUGCUCAUAUUUACAUUGAGAACGUCACACUGGAUUUAGUCCAUUAGUUUUAAGUUGCAACAAAAAAUGACACAUUCGUUUUUGCAAUACACCCUUGAUUCUCAACUAGUGGUACAGCAUUGGAUUGGCUGAAAUCAGCAAGGAGGCGGGGCCAAACGCCGGCUGAGCCAAUUAGUUCCUCCUCAUAGAGAUGCAUUGAAUCAUGCAGUGUGGAGAUGCUGAACGGCAGUGCUGCCUAAUGUGCAGCACUGCCCCAGAAAGCACCAGUAGUGACUCUCCGAGGAAUGGCCAAUGGAGGUGUUCCUAGGGGGCAAGAUAAACACUGCCUUUUCUCUGAAAAGGCAUUGUUUACAUGAAAAUGCCUGAAGGCAAUGAUCAUACUCACCAGAACAACUACAUUAAAGGACCACUAUAGUGCCAGGAAAACAUUCUCUGAAACUGCUAUGUUUAUAAAAAAAAAUGGGUUAACCCUAGAAGGACCUGGCACCCAGACCAUUUCAUUAAGCUGAAGUGGUCUGGGUGCCUAGAGUGGUCCUUUAAGCAGUAGUUGUUCUGCAAACUAUAGUGUCUCUUUAAGCUAAAGUCGUUUUGAUGACUAUAGUCACCAUAGUGCUGUAGUCUGGCACUUUUAAUUACAAUUAGUUAACUUUAGGGGUACUCUCCAUUAUUUCGGUGAGAUUAUUUAGGAAUUGAUUGUGGGGUCAUAUACUGUAAGUUAGAGAGUCUGUUUUUCUGCUGUGUUCUCUUCCAAGAACAUUCACAAAGCGUUUGUGCUGAAAUUAUUUCAUGCUAGGAGGUGGGGGCUUCUGCAGUACUGUGAGAGCAUUUUGUACUUCUUCACUUAUAGUUCAAAUAG
Molecule: messenger RNA, 15122 nt
Organism: Pelobates cultripes (western spadefoot toad)
Lineage: Eukaryota; Metazoa; Chordata; Amphibia; Anura; Pelobatidae
Source: the annotation of a GenBank genome assembly